UUGUGUGGACUUAAGACAAAGCAAUCUUUUGUGUCUGUUAUGUCUGCUGCUUCUAAUUGUAAACCCAGUCUUAAUCAGACUACAAAUGGCAUGCAAAUUUGUUAGUGAUAAUUCAAUUUAAGGAAAGCAAUGGGUGACAUUUUGUUUUGUCCAAUAGGUGGCAGCAGUAUUAAUCUGACUGUCAAGGCUUAGUUAAACUUGUUCCACUUCACUCCCCAGAUGUUAGUCUCAUUAGAGGUUCUGAGAGACUCAAAGCCUUCCCAAACAUUUCGCUGAUAUUGUCUUCAAAGAAUAAAUAUUUAGACAGGGAAAAGCGGAUGAUUAAAAUUGGAGUAAAAAUCCAACUACCACUAAAGAGACACUACUGAGGAGCUGGGAUCAGGUGUUUCACACACAGCUGACAGCCAUUAGGAUCUCAGACUUGGGUUGCUUUAGUUAGACAUCUCUGAAUGGAUACAUUCACUGUGGAAGAGGCUGUAGAGGCCAUUGGAUUUGGAAUAUUUCAAUGGAAGCUUUCUAUGCUCACUGGAGUAGCAUGGAUGGCUGACGCCAUGGAGAUGAUGAUUCUGAGUAUCCUGGGCCCUCAGCUCCAUUGUGAGUGGAGGCUGCCUAGCUGGGAGGUGGCCUUCAUCACCUCCGUUGUGUUUAUAGGAAUGAUGCUCAGCUCAUCAUUAUGGGGGAAUAUCUCUGACAAGUAUGGCAGGAGACUGGGUUUGAUCCUGUGUAUGGUGUGGACGCUGUACUAUGGUCUACUGAGUGCCUUUGCUCCUGUUUACGGCUGGAUUCUCGUCCUGAGAGGCCUAGUCGGCUUUGGCAUCGGAGGAGCACCACAGUCGGUAACACUAUACUCAGAAUUCCUUCCAAGCAAGUCGCGAGCCACCUGCAUAAUGCUGAUCGAGGUCUUCUGGGCGUUGGGUGCGGUGUUUGAGGUGCUGUUGGCCAUGCUGGUGAUGCCCACCCUCGGCUGGCGAUGGCUCCUGGCUUUCUCCACAAUACCUCUGGUGCUCUUCACUACAUUGUGCUUUUGGCUUCCUGAGAGUGCUCGGUACGACGUGCUGACAGGCAACAGCCAGAAGGCACUGGUCACUCUGAAGAGGAUAGCAGAGGAUAACAGGGCGGAGUUGCCAAAGGGCAGACUCAUAGCCAACAGACAGGAUGAUCGUGGCAAGAUACAGGACCUCUUUACUCCUGAGUACCGCAUGACCACUAUUCUUCUUUGGUUCAUCUGGUUCGCCAAUGCUUUUGCUUAUUAUGGUCUGGUCCUACUAACAACAGAGCUCUUCCAGGCCGGUGAUAUAUGUGGAGUAAACACAGCAAGAGCCAAAGUAGAACCUCGUUGCAGUUUAGAAUGUUCCUACCUCACACUAGAUGACUAUAAAGACCUCCUGUGGACGACCCUAGCUGAAUUUCCAGGGCUUCUUGUCAUCCUUUGGGUGAUAGAUCGAAUCGGUCGAAAGAAAAGCAUGGUGAUGUGUUUCGUAGCAUUCUCAGUAUCUAUCCUGCCCCUGUACGCCUGCAUUGGGAGGACGGCUCUGACCAUUUUCAUCUUCAUUGCGAGAGCUUUUAUCACAGGUGGAUGGCAGGCAGCAUAUGUUUACACACCUGAGGUUUACCCUACAGUAACAAGAGCUGUUGGCAUUGGAACCAGCAGUGGCUUUGCCAGAGUUGGUGCCUUGCUUACCCCAUUCGUGGCACAGGUGCUACUGAGGUCAUCCGUCUACCUGACGCUGUCUGUGUACUGUGUUUGCUCUUUACUCGGUGCGGUGGCAGCUUGGUUCUUGCCCAUCGAGACAGCAGGUCGGGCCCUACAGGAGUCCACUCAGCUUAAUAACAAUGGCCCCCAGGACAUGACCAGUCUUCCGCCAGCCUCUCAGGCCAGCCACGGUACACAGAACGGCCACUCCCAAGGACCAUGACGUGUGUGUGUGUGUGUGUGUGUGGG
This is a messenger RNA of Alosa alosa (allis shad), 1942 nucleotides long. Its product is annotated as synaptic vesicle 2-related protein-like. Bases 450 to 1916 code for a protein of 488 amino acids. Gene Ontology annotation, biological process: transmembrane transport. The record is from RefSeq and is a predicted model, not a curated record. Gene Ontology annotation, cellular component: membrane. Gene Ontology annotation, molecular function: transmembrane transporter activity. The transcript is spliced from 15 exons. Lineage: Eukaryota; Metazoa; Chordata; Actinopteri; Clupeiformes; Clupeidae.